Molecule: messenger RNA, 628 nt
Organism: Gavialis gangeticus (Gharial)
Lineage: Eukaryota; Metazoa; Chordata; Crocodylia; Gavialidae
Product: apolipoprotein C-III-like
Exons: 4
Coding region: 114-380 (88 amino acids)
Biological process (GO): lipoprotein metabolic process; lipid transport
Cellular component (GO): extracellular region
Molecular function (GO): lipid binding
Source: RefSeq, a predicted model, not a curated record
CUGACCUUUGCCCCAGCGCCCGGCCAGCUGCAUCCCAGCAGGGUAUAUAACUGGCCAGGCUGGGGCCAGGACCAGGGAGCAGAGCCGAGGAAGCCACGCCAGCAGCCUGCACCAUGAGGGCCCCGGUCGUGCUCGCUCUCCUCGCCGUGGCGCUCCUCGCCGCCCUUGCACGGGCGCAGGAGGAGCCGGAGGACACGAUUCAGGCCAAGAUGGAGACCUACAUGCAGCAGGCGACUCAGAGAAUCAAGGACACCCUCGCCUCGCUUGACGUGACCAGGCUGGCGCAGCAGAGCAGGCAGUGGGCGUCGGAGCAUCUGGACACCUUCCAGAGCUACUUGGAGCAGCUGAAGAGGACGUUCACACAGCCACAGACCAGCUAGGGAGCCCCGGGUCCACUGUGCCACCCGGGCCGAGGGCACAGAGCCCUGCGCCCGCCCCACAGCACGGCCUCCAUGGGGGCAGCUGCGCAUGCGACUCCCAUGGGCCAGGAAACCUGGGACCUGCCAAGGGUGGGGGGGAGGGAAAGGAAGCGGGGGAAGGGGGGUGUUUUCAGCUCUGAGUAAAGCAAGGGCUCGACCUUUGUCACUUCUUGCAAUAAAAGGAUGUGCCGUGGCACCUUUUUGCUGGA